AUGGCACUUCGAGUCGGGGCUUUGUACGGUGCCUUUACACUAAAACGACUUUUAAGCAACGUCACUGUUGUUGGAUGUGGCUUGAUGGGUUCUGGCAUCGCCGCCAUUUGUGCCAGUUCUGGAUACAAUGUCAAAGUGUUAGUCGGGAAUGAUGACCAGCUCAAAAAAUCCGAGGAUAGUGUUUUACGGGUGUUGCAUGGCUCUUCAAAAAGUAGGUCAGAAGAUUUCGUUGAAGCGGUGGCGACUAGGAUAAUUCUCACUACUGACGUUAACAAUGCCCUUUCCGACUCGGAGAUGGUUAUUGAAGCCGUCACUGAAGAUCUCAAAACCAAGUGCAGUCUCUUCCAAUCAUUGGAACAUUUUGCACCCAGUUCUUGUGUGUUUGCGUCGAACACCUCUUCCCUGCCGAUAAAUGAGAUAGUCAAAGGGUUUUCAAGGAAGGAGUUCUUCGGUGGUCUUCAUUUCUUUAACCCCGUACAGAAGAUGAAAUUAGUUGAGAUCACUAGAUGCAGUCAUACAUCUGGAGAUACCUUAAAGGUAUGUACACUAGCAGCUUUCGCAGAAUCACUGGGUAAGACAGUGGUCCAUUGCAAGGACACACCAGGCUUCAUAGUGAAUCGUCUUUUGGUACCCUACCUCCUCGAGGCAAUAGAGAUGUGGGAGCGUCGGGAUGCCUCCCUUAACAACAUCGACAUGGCGAUGCGUCUUGGGGCUGGCCACCCGAUGGGUCCUUUUGAACUGGCUGAUCACGUAGGGCUGGACACCCUAUUGCGUAUUAUCGUUCACUGGGUAGAGAGGCAUCCCGAAGAGCGCGCUUUCCGACUCAACACCACUGUGCGCCAACUGGUCGCCCAGGGCCGAUUGGGCAAAAAGUGUGGCCAUGGCUUUUUCAUGUAUGAUCAACGCGGGCGCAUUAUUGAAAAAUAA
Messenger RNA from Hydatigera taeniaeformis, 927 nucleotides. The record is from the annotation of a GenBank genome assembly. NCBI's taxonomy places the organism in Eukaryota, Metazoa, Platyhelminthes, Cestoda, Cyclophyllidea, Taeniidae.